GACAAGUCCCCAUGAGAUGUAAUGGCAAAAGAGAAUUGAUAGGCACACAGUUUCUUCUUGUUAUCAUGCUAUAUAAAAAACAUGUCUCAGUUGUGGUGGUUUGGUUUGGUUUUUGUUGUUUUCCAUUGUAGGAAUGCUAUUGAUUCCUCUUUAUUCAAGCAAUGGUUGCAUAACUUGCAAAGUGAGAUUGGGAUUCUAGCUGAUGGCACCUUGGCUCUGAGACAAGUUCUAAUUCAGGUUUCAGGUAUUGUAUUUGCAAGAGGACCUGCUGUGACUGUGUUGAUACUUCUGGAAUCAGAUGGUGAAACUUAUGCUGUCCUUACUGAACAGGUUCUUAGAUGCAAGGGUUCCUACUGGAAGAAUUAUUUUGGAAUUGCCUACUGGAAUGUUGGAUGAUGACAAGGGUGAUUUCGUUGGCACUGCAGUUCGUUGAAGAGGAGACUGGCAUAAAGUUCAAACUUGAAGACAUGGUUGAUCUCACU
Messenger RNA from Arachis duranensis, 482 nucleotides. RefSeq names its product nudix hydrolase 14, chloroplastic-like. NCBI's taxonomy places the organism in Eukaryota, Viridiplantae, Streptophyta, Magnoliopsida, Fabales, Fabaceae. Gene Ontology annotation, biological process: nucleoside phosphate metabolic process; ribose phosphate metabolic process. Gene Ontology annotation, molecular function: ADP-glucose pyrophosphatase activity; ADP-ribose pyrophosphatase activity. The coding region runs from base 82 to 396 and encodes 104 amino acids. The transcript is spliced from 4 exons. The record is from RefSeq and is a predicted model, not a curated record.